UGCGACGUCACAAAUAAAAAUAAAUUAUAAUAAAAUGAAGUGUGCGGUGCAAAACUGCGCCAACAAGUUCAAGUCAAGACAAAAACACUCCCAGCAAUUGAGUUUCUUUAGCUUCCCCAAAAACCCGGAAAUUUUAAAAAAAUGGGUCUCGUUUUGUCGCAAAUACAACAAAGAGAAACUUAAGGCUCCUCUGAAGAGUGUCAUUUGCAAUGAGCACUUCAAGGAGGAGGAUAUCCAAGGAGCAUUACAAUUUCAAAUGGGCCUGUGCUCAAAGAGAACGCUGAGACCAGGAGCCGUGCCUUGCAUCAACAAAAACGAUGAAAGCGAGGUUGAACGAGAGCGAUCCGAAAAGCGAAAGAACAAGAAAUUGGUCGCUGAGCUGUUGGAGGAAGCGGCUGCACGAGAAGCAGCUGAGGCCAGCGGAGCAAUUGUCAUAGCUCCAGACUUCAUCCGAAAUACUGGCAUUGUCUCUGUGCCCGACUUUGUGAGUGCCACGGGCAACGCCUUCAUUCCAUUUACACCCACGCCCAGUGAGAGCGAUCCUUUGGCCGAGGAAAGGGCGGAGCUAGAUUUGUGCACAAAAGGUAGCUGCAAUAAUGAAAGACUAACUGAUCAGAUAAGGUGUCGCACCUGCUGUAGACUCUUUGUUGUCGAUGAAAAUACUAAGGAUCUUUGCGAUGAACAAAAUGCCGUCAUGUUAUAUCACAUUGAAGUUAUAACCGGCAUUUGGGUCCAAUGCAAGGAGGGAAUGUCACCGUUCAUGUGCUCCGGAUGCGUCAAUAAUCUGCGCACAGCCAUUGAUUUUCGGGAAACAUGUAUCCGGGCAGAACUGCAGCUUACCGGGGGCGACGUUGAUGAGUUUCCGUCUGUUAUUAAAGAAAACGGCAAAGAAAUGUCAAAUGCACAAGAUGCGGAGCUAUUGCAGAUUUGUGAGAAUGAUGCAAAAGAUGAUUUUGUAUCAGUAUUUCCGGCGGAAGAUCAAACUGGUCAAACGACUGUAAUUGAGCCUUUGUCCCUUGCAGCAGGACAGCAAGUGAAUCUGUCAAUACAUCCAUCGGCUGCAGAUCCAAGUAGUAUUGCAUUGGGUGCACAAAUUUAUGAGGAUCUUCUAAAUGAAUAUAGGGGCAAGGAUAAGCUGCCUCGUCCGCGACAAAGAAAGGCAACGACCCAAAGGCCAAACGCGGCAAGAAAUCGAAAACGAAAACCUCGGGAACCAAAACCGAAACGUCCCAAACGCACAAAAGAGGAAAAAAAUCGUAUACGCCGUGAACAGAUCAGAGCCAUGCCACUAAAUCAUGUGUGCGAUCAGUGCGGCGCCUCUUUUCGAGUGAGAUGUAAUCUAACGAUACACAUGCUGCGUCAUACGCGGACGAAAAACUACCAGUGCUCCGAGUGCCCUAAGAAAUUUUACGAUGCCUAUAUGCGAAAUAUUCACAUACGAGUGAGGCACAGAGGAGAGCUGCCAUUUGAAUGCAAUUAUUGUCGAAAAGCAUUUGGUUCAUCUAACACGCGUUAUCUGCACGAAAAAAAGGUUCAUGGAGCAUCUCCACGUAUUCACAGGAAUGUGAAUCGCUUGAACAAAAGAAUUGAAUUGUCAGAUGAGCAACAGGAGCAGCAGCCGCCGAAUGAGCAGGACCAAAAGGAAAUUGUACGGCACUUUUGUUUGUAUUGUGACAAAAGCUAUGCGACCAAAUAUGCACUCAAUUGGCAUAACAAUCUGCACAUCGGGGCCAAGCCUUUCAAAUGCAAAUUCUGCGACAUGAGCUUUGCAGAUCCCCAAUCGAAAAAGAAGCACGAAAUGAAGCACGAUAGCAAACGUCCGUUUGAGUGCGACAUUUGUCUAAAGGGCUUCUAUGUACGCAGCAAGCUAAAGGAACAUGAACGUAUUCACACUGGGGAGCGUCCCUAUAGGUGUGACGUCUGCAACGCUUUCUUUCGAUAUAAAUUCAAUUUAUAUUCGCAUCAGUUCAGCAAAAUGCAUAAGGAAAACCUGCAAAAGCUGACAAAGAUUGAAAUCGUUGAUGAUUCAAAUUAAGCUAGAAUUAUAGACUAUCAAGUGUUUUAAGUUAUGUAAAGUACACUGCGCAUUCUUUUAAUUAAUUUUAUUAAAAAA
Messenger RNA from Drosophila novamexicana, 2113 nucleotides. RefSeq names its product zinc finger protein 271. Gene Ontology annotation, cellular component: nucleus. The coding region runs from base 35 to 2035 and encodes 666 amino acids. The record is from RefSeq and is a predicted model, not a curated record. NCBI's taxonomy places the organism in Eukaryota, Metazoa, Arthropoda, Insecta, Diptera, Drosophilidae. The transcript is spliced from 5 exons. Gene Ontology annotation, molecular function: zinc ion binding.